Gallus gallus (chicken) is the source of this 2779-nucleotide messenger RNA. RefSeq names its product tyrosylprotein sulfotransferase 2 (gene TPST2). The transcript is spliced from 8 exons. Lineage: Eukaryota; Metazoa; Chordata; Aves; Galliformes; Phasianidae. The record is from RefSeq and is a predicted model, not a curated record. The coding region runs from base 1192 to 2307 and encodes 371 amino acids. Gene Ontology annotation, biological process: peptidyl-tyrosine sulfation. Gene Ontology annotation, molecular function: protein-tyrosine sulfotransferase activity. Gene Ontology annotation, cellular component: Golgi apparatus.
GCCGUAUCUCAGCGCCGCUCCGUUCCGCGCCGGCGGCGGACCCGGGGAGUGCGGCCCGGCUCGGCCCGGCCCGGUCCGAGCGGCGGCACCGUGAACCGCAGCGACAGCGGCAGGUGGGAGCGGGGACGGGCGGUGCGGGGCGCGCUGUGCACAGUGCGCGCAGUGAGCGGUGUGCACGGGGUGGUGCGUGGCGCUCAGUGCGGGGUGCGCAGUGUGUGGCACUCGGUGCAGGGAGCUCGGUGCAGGAUGCACGGUGUUCUCACGGCCAUCUGCAUCUCAGCACGAGGCUUGGCUGGCAGCACCAUGAGCUGCAGGGCGCAGCUUUGCAGCCCUGUCGUCACGGAGGUCCUGUCAGCAUGUAAAUACGGAAGGCGCUCUGCCCGCGGGAGCUCGGCUGUCCUUGUUUGUCACCGCCGUGUUGUCACUUCCCCACCAAGCUCUCUCCUUCCUGCACGGCUGCAGUGGUUCCAAUUGCCCCGACGUCCUGAGCGCUCCCACCGCGCUGCGCUGCAAUGGGUCCUUGGUGGCCGUUAGCAAUUAUUUUUAGGGUGGACAUUUGAAUACAUUAACACGAGUGAGACAGAUGGAGAGAGGAGGGCAGAGCGGACAGCGCUCAUCUUUUUUAAUGGGCCUGACUUGGGGCUGGACAAACGCCAAGGUGCUGUUUGUUGUUCCGUGUGACGUCUGGGCUAAACAAAUGGAUCAGCGGUUGACUUCUUGGCUUGCACACAGUGUGUGGACGUGUGUUUGGAACCGUUGGAGCCUUUUGGGAUGACAAGGCAGUUGGUUGGGGAGUUAGCCUUGGGGCUGUGUGCUGCAGGGAGAGUGCUGGCGGCUGUGCCAUCUUGAGGUGGGACCGGCCCUGGCAUGGGCUGAUAAUGGGGGAGGGCUGUGUGCUGCGGGGCUGGCACUGGGCGGGCCCUGCUGGCUGCUCCCCACUUGAAGGCGCUUGGCUAAACGAGCUCCUUGAUGAAAAGAGCGGAGAGGAAAAGGAGCUUUUCUGAAGCAGUGCUUUGAUUGUCAGUAAAAUAAAGCGCGCGGACAUCUCGUUCCUUCCACUCACCCGAGCUCUGUAAUCACAAAGAACUCGAAAUCCCGCUGUGACCCUGGGAUGCCCACUGGGUUGAACGCUCUCUGGCUGGAAACUGAAGCGUGGUGACGUGGAGUGCAGUCCUUGCACAGCGGGACAGGAUGCGGGUCACCAUGCGGCGGGUGCUGCUGGCGGUGGGCUCGGUGGUGGCCCUGAUGGUGACGCUGCACCUCGGCCAGCAGGUCCUGGAAUGCCAACACGUGCUGAGCAAGAGAAGACACAGGCUGAUGAGACCUGAGAACGAGGAGCUGGUCAUGGUGGACUCCAACCACGUGGAGUACCGUUAUAGCAAGGAGAUGCCCCUCAUCUUCAUCGGUGGAGUCCCCCGCAGCGGCACCACGCUGAUGAGGGCCAUGCUGGAUGCCCACCCGGAGGUGCGCUGCGGGGAGGAGACCCGCAUCAUCCCCCGCGUGCUGGCCAUGCGGCAGGCCUGGUCCAAGUCAGGGCGAGAGAAGAUGCGCCUGGACGAGGCCGGGGUGACGGACCAGGUGUUGGAUGCUGCCAUGCAGGCCUUCAUCCUGGAGGUGAUCGCCAAGCACGGCGAGCCGGCCAGGUAUCUGUGCAACAAGGACCCGUUCACCUUGAAGUCCUCCGUCUACCUAUCCAGGCUGUUUCCCAACUCCAAGUUCCUCCUGAUGGUUCGAGACGGCCGCGCCUCGGUCCACUCCAUGAUCACACGGAAGGUGACAAUAGCUGGCUUCGACCUCAACAGCUACCGGGACUGCCUGACCAAGUGGAACAAAGCCAUCGAGGUGAUGUACUCCCAGUGCCUGGAGAUCGGGCGCUCUCGCUGCCUGCCUGUCUACUACGAGCAGCUGGUGCUGCACCCCGAGCAGUCCAUGCAUGCCAUCAUGAAGUUCCUGGGUAUCUCCUGGAGUGACACCGUGCUGCACCACGAGGAGCUCAUAGGGAAGCCCGGCGGAGUGUCUCUUUCCAAGAUAGAAAGAUCAACGGACCAGGUUAUCAAGCCGGUGAACAUGGAGGCAUUAUCUAAAUGGAUCGGACACAUUCCAGGGGACGUACUGCAGGACAUGGCCCACAUAGCACCCAUGCUCGCCAGGCUUGGCUACGACCCGUAUGCCAAUCCUCCCAACUACGGCCAUCCAGACCCACUUGUUGUCAACAACACGCACAGGGUUUUAAAGGGGGAUUAUAAAACGCCAGCCAACUUGAAAGGCCAUCUGCAGGUGACUCAAAACACGUCAUCUUCUCACUAAUUAUUGAUUUCCAGGCUGCUGCAAACGGCCCUGGGUGGCCCUGCAAAGAGGAGUUUGCAGUCGCACCGGUGGAGAUCUGUUAUCCAAGCAUAUUGCUUGCUAAUAUUGCCAAAAUGACUGCCAUGCGAGGAAUGUAUUUGCAUUUAUUUGCAAAGGCCAAACGUUGUACACUUGGAUGCCACUCGUCUCCCUUCACUGGAUGCUCCGUGGUGAAAAGAUCUGUGGAAAUGAAGAUCGGCUGAACCUUCAGAGUGCAUUGCAAAGAGAUUUCCUGUUCAGAUCCCGGAGAACAUUUUAAAGCCGUAUUUCAGUGUCUCGUAAUGCUGUUUCUUAACGUGCAGAUCAGAAUAGGUGUCAUAACCGUGUAGAGCGUUUGUUGUACAGGUGACCAUCCGGGACUGUCUCUUCCUCUUCGAUCACUUGUCAUUGACAGAUUCUAUUUAAGAAUUAAUAUAUGAGGUCAUUCGUUUCA